AUGGCUGAAUCUUUAAUUCCCGCGCUCGCUUCUAUCGACGAGGAGGAGGAAAUCCUUUCAGAUCUUAAGUCGAUCACCGAUCUUGAUCUUCUGAAAAGAUUAAGGACCAGCGGGAAGAUGGUUCAUACGAAAGCGGGAAAGAAGAUAUUGGAAUCCAUUGCAGCUAAAGAAGAUCGUGACACCGUUCGAGCCCUCCGUGCCGUCUACGUCCGUGAUUUCGACAUCAUGGAGAAACGUCACGACCGCUACGUUCAGUGCAAAGCUCCUAACUACUCGCAGGAUGAUCUCGAUGGAGAAAAGGAUUGGCUCCAAGCCGUCAUCUGCGAUCACCUUGCAAUUUCGGCUAAGUGUGACGACUAUUUGGCUCAGACUAAUUCGAGGUCUGCUUCCGUCGUUUCAAGAGCUUCAUCCCGACAUUCCAGCGUCUCCUCACGUCAAGCAAAAAUUCACGAAGCUGAACGAAAGGAGAAGGAAGCAGAGUUAAUGCUCCAGCAAGUGGAAGACGAGACAAGACGCAGAGAAGAAGAAGAUGCAAAAAUCCGAGAAGCGGAAGAUUACAAACGAAAGGUGGAGAGUGAGAGAAAACAACGCGAGAUACGUGACGAGAUUGAUCUUCAGCGUUUGAGUGGCGCAAUCAUGCGGCAACAACUCAACGAUCUUACCGUCGACGAUCAGGCAGUACCAACACGCGCUUCAUCCGUCGUGAGCGGUUUAUCGAGAGUCAGCCGUGGUUCAUCUCACCAUUCUCUCCCGAAUAAUUCGACUCUUCUCGCUCAAACUCCAGCUGCGUUUGCACAAACGUCGACCAUGACAACCGCGGAUCCGAUAACUCGAAUCAUGGCUACUCCGCAGCCGCAGACAAGCACCGUCGUGAUUUCAACAGUGGCUCAAACUCUACCGAUGACCACACCGUUAGUCGGAUCUACGUCUAGGAUCCCAACACCAACGAGACUCUUCGGCCAACCGGCAGCGACGAUGCCGCCAACGCCAAAGGUGAACCUUUUCGGCAGACUACUUAAAGCUAUCACGCCCGGCUCACUUACUCGUUCCGCAUCCGUGCCGCAUAUUCCUUUGAAUGCCGGAGCGUCAAAUGCUUUCGUGACAACUAGCAUAACGAAUCAGACGUUUUCAACACCGUCGUCUACUAGUGUCACAGCACGGCCAGUCAUGACAAGUCAACCCACGUCAACGGUUUACAACAUCGUUACUCCGCCAACGUCAGUCUCUCAGGUUCCUGUAUCGAUUAUUCCACCGACUACGACUACGACACCGGUAACCGCUCCGAUUUCCACGUCAGCAGUUCCUCACGCUUCAGCAACGACUGUACAACCGUUCAUCCCGCCGACGUCAACAUCAGUUGCCGCUCCAGUCUCUUCAUCAGCGGCUUAUCCGUUCACGCCAUUGACUACCGCCACCAUCUACGCUCCCACGACCAGUUAUGUGACGCACAUUCCAGUGUCGGUCCCGUUGCCGCCCAGGUCCUCAGCUUCGGUCCCAUUUCCGCCCGGAUCUUCAGCUUCGGUUCCGUUCCAGCCUGGAUCUUCAGCUUCGGUUCCGUUUCCGCCUGGUUCUUCAGCGAGCACUUCGUCGUGGUUUUCAUCGUGGAGGAACACUGGUCAACCGAAUUUCUUUGGGCCAACGCAGCCGACUCAACCACCGUCCGUUCCACCGGCCCAACCACCGUCCGUUCCGCCGUCUCAACCACCGUCCGUCCCACCGGCUCAACCACCGUCCGUUCCGCCGACUCAACCACCGUCUUUCACGCCAGCGUCUAGCACUAGCCACGUUUGGCCCCCAAAUCCGCCGCCGACCACUUCAAUUCAGAUGAGCUCGGUCCCGAAUAUUUCAAUUCCGACAAGUGCAACGCAAGUCACCUCCGCACCGCCUUACAGCACUAGUUAUGUGCCGGUCAGCCUAGGUCCGUCAUACGGUCCGGGUUUGUCCGCCUACAAUCCGAUUGCGUCUUCAUCUCCAUUUGGAAUGGGUUCAAUUUACGGGCCGGCCAUCACGGCCACCUUUCCGACUUCAUCGUUAUCCACACCGUCAACCGGCUUUGGACAUGUCCCGACGUCCUUUCCGAGCAUCUCGGCACCACCCUUCGUGCCGACGAAUCUGACAUUCGCGUCCGUUUUUCCUGGACCUUUCGUUCCUCCAUCGACGACCGACAACCCGCAUGGAGUUUACACGCCGGAUGCAUGGAUCCACAACCUCGGUACAGCACACGCUCCGCCGGGUCGUUCCAGCAUCAAACCACCUCGAAUGAAAGCGCCAAGCUUCGACGGAGAUCCUCGGAAUUGGCCAAUGUUUAUCCAAAUGUUUAAGGUCUUUGUUCACGAUGCCGUAAGCUCCGACGCGGAGCGUAUCGCUCAUCUUCACGACGCCCUUACUCCAUCGAUCAGGAAAGACAUUGGUGGAGCGCUGUUGAAUCCCGGACUUUAUCAACACGCUCUCAACGAGCUCCAUAAACGAUAUGGCAAUCCGCAAAUCGUCUCUCAAGCCUGA
Daphnia pulex (common water flea) is the source of this 2502-nucleotide messenger RNA. Its product is annotated as mucin-5AC-like. The record is from RefSeq and is a predicted model, not a curated record. Gene Ontology annotation, biological process: mRNA cis splicing, via spliceosome. Gene Ontology annotation, cellular component: spliceosomal complex. The coding region runs from base 1 to 2502 and encodes 833 amino acids. NCBI's taxonomy places the organism in Eukaryota, Metazoa, Arthropoda, Branchiopoda, Diplostraca, Daphniidae. The transcript has a single exon.